This is a messenger RNA of Rubroshorea leprosula, 2888 nucleotides long. The record is from the annotation of a GenBank genome assembly. NCBI's taxonomy places the organism in Eukaryota, Viridiplantae, Streptophyta, Magnoliopsida, Malvales, Dipterocarpaceae.
GACUCAUCCAUCUCUCUCUUGUAGAGCAUGUCUUUUUUGGUUGCAACUGGUCCUCUCUCAAACGACUGAAACUCAUAUUCAUAAAAUAAAAAUUCUCCUAACAAAAAUAGAGGAGGGAAUACAUUAAAUAAAUAAAUAAAUAAAUAUGCAAAUAGAGGUUAAAGCCUAGAGAUGAGUGCAAAAUCUCUCCCCCUAUUUUAAUCACAUGCACUUUUCUUUCCCAUAAUAAUUACUUAAAAGCAUCCUAUUGGCAAAAACAAAAGAUAGGAGUUCCAAUUAAACAGGAAUAUUCUGGUCUGCUGAGCUGAGAGUGAUAUGGUGCAUAGUUAGCUAAGGGAGGUAAAAAAAAGUGGGUUUUGUCUUGAAUUUUCAAUUUUGUUUGAUGAGCUUUGAAGAUGUCAGGUGGUGGAUGCAGCAUAGUUUGGUUCAGGAGAGAUCUGAGAGUGGAAGAUAAUCCAGCACUAGCAGCUGGUGUGAGAGCAGGAGCUGUUGUUGCUGUGUACAUAUGGGCACCUGAAGAAGAGGGUCACUACUACCCUGGGAGAGUCUCCAGAUGGUGGCUUAAGCAGAGUUUGGCUUAUCUUGAUUCUUCUCUGAGGAGCCUUGGUACUUGUCUCAUCACAAAGAGAUCCACUGAUAGUGUCUCUUCUCUUCUAGAGGUUGUCAAAUCCACUGGUGCUACCCAGCUCUUCUUCAAUCACUUGUAUGAUCCUCUGUCACUUGUUAGGGAUCACCGGGCAAAGCAAGUUUUAACUGCUCAUGGAGUGGCUGUGCGUUCCUUCAAUGCUGAUUUGCUUUAUGAACCCUGGGAUGUGAAUGAUGCUGAAGGUCGACCUUUCACAACCUUUGCAGCUUUCUGGGAGAGAUGCCUUAGCAUGCCAUAUGACCCAGAGGCUCCUCUUCUUCCACCUAAGAGGAUAAUUUCAGGUGAUGUAUCUAGGUGCCCUUCAGACACAUUGAUCUUUGAAGAUGAAUCAGAGAAGGGAAGCAAUGCACUUCUUGCACGCGCGUGGUCACCUGGAUGGAGCAACGCUGAUAGGGCGCUGACCACAUUCAUUAAUGGACCUUUAAUUGAGUACUCUAAGAAUCGAAGGAAGGCAGAUAGUGCUACAACCUCAUUCCUUUCACCUCACUUGCACUUUGGGGAGGUGAGUGUGAGAAAAGUCUUCCAUCUUGUCCGCAUCAAACAGGUCCUAUGGGCCAAUGAAGGGAACAAGGCUGGCGAGGAGAGUGUGAACUUGUUUCUCAAAUCAAUAGGUCUUAGGGAAUAUUCAAGAUACUUGAGCUUUAACCAUCCUUACAGUCAUGAAAAGCCUCUGCUUGGGCAUCUUAAGUUUUUCCCUUGGGUCGUGAAUGAGGGCUAUUUCAAGGCAUGGAGACAGGGUAGAACUGGCUAUCCACUGGUUGAUGCUGGAAUGAGAGAGUUGUGGGCCACUGGCUGGCUACAUGAUCGGAUACGAGUAGUAGUUUCCAGCUUCUUUGUAAAGGUGCUACAGCUUCCUUGGAGAUGGGGAAUGAAGUAUUUUUGGGAUACCCUACUGGAUGCAGAUUUAGAGAGUGAUGCUCUUGGUUGGCAAUAUAUAUCUGGUACUCUCCCUGAUGGCCGUGAGUUUGACCGCAUAGAUAAUCCACAGUUUGAGGGUUAUAAAUUUGACCCAGAUGGAGAGUAUGUUCGGCGCUGGCUUCCUGAACUUGCAAGACUUCCAACUGAAUGGAUACACCACCCAUGGGAUGCUCCAGAAUCUGUACUUCAAGCUGCUGGAAUUGAGCUUGGAUCAAAUUACCCUCUCCCUACUGUAGGGAUAAAUGCUGCAAAAGCCAGGUUGGAACAGGCACUUUCAGAAAUGUGGCAGCUAGAAGCAGCUUCAAGAGCAGCAAUUGAGAAUGGGACCGAGGAAGGCCUUGGAGAUUCAACUGAAUCAGCACCAAUUGCCUUUCCUCAAGACAUACACAUGGAAGAAAACCCUGAACCAGUAAGGAACAACCCUCCAAACACAACUCGGCGAUAUGAAGAUCAGAUGGUCCCUAGUAUGACUUCUUCUCUCUUAAGAGUUGAGGAGGAAGAAACUUCUUCAGAUCUUAGAAAUUUAGCAGAAGAUAGCAGAGCAGAAGUCCCAAGAAAUGUAAAUAUAAAUCAAGAACCACGACAAGAUACAUUAAACCAAGGGAUUGUGCACACAGUUCGCACCAAUAACACUUUGCCACAGUUUAAUGUUGCAAUGGUGGUUGGAAAUGCUGAAGAUUCCACAGCAGAAUCUUCAAGCAGCAGUAGAAGAGAGAGGGAUGGAGGAGUAGUGCCAGUUUGGUCGCCUCCAUCUUCUAGUUAUUCGGAGCAGUUCAUAGGUGAAGAAAAUGGCAUUGGUGCAAGUUCAUCUUACCUGCAGAGGCACCCUCAGUCUCACCAAAUAAUGAAUUGGAGGCGACUUUCUCAAACAGGGUGAUACAUUCCCAAGGACUGGGAGCAUGGGGUUGAAGAAUCCGAUGUUGAAUCUUUGUGAGCCAAUGGGAUGAUAAAUCAACAUCUUACAUGUAUCUAUAUCUAUCCCGUGCUCUUGUUACCAAUCUAACCUGGUCAGCAGUUAAAUGUCGUGUGUGUAUGAAACAUGAUUGAUACAGGCAGCUGAUCAUCUACCAUCUUUUUCCCUUGUACCAUAUUCACAGUUUCUGUAUAGUAUUUUGUUGUUUCUCAUAAGGGAAGAGUCAUGUUAGCAAUGGAUAGUCCUUGAAUAAACCAAGGUUUGUGCUUCUGCAUUUAAUUGAGGCAGAUGUUUUAACGUAAUUCAUAUUUGCUCUCUCUCCCCUCUUGUACAUCUGCAAAUUUGUUUGAUCGUUCUUUUCUGGACUUGAAUUAUUAUAUAUUGUUAGGACACUAAAUUCAUUAAGCUUCC